Messenger RNA from Cyprinodon tularosa, 1799 nucleotides. Its product is annotated as piggyBac transposable element-derived protein 4-like. The record is from RefSeq and is a predicted model, not a curated record. The transcript has 2 exons. The coding region runs from base 39 to 1289 and encodes 416 amino acids. NCBI's taxonomy places the organism in Eukaryota, Metazoa, Chordata, Actinopteri, Cyprinodontiformes, Cyprinodontidae.
AGUGUUGAAAAUAAAAAAAAUAAACAACUGUAUGCCAAAUGUGUUACAAAAGCUUGACAAUAUUUUAUGUGAUGCUUUCAUCCAAAGUAACUUAUGUGUGCAUUUUUAGGUAUUUACACCUUCAGAAUAACCAGGCAGCAGAUGUCAACAAGGAUGACAAGCUAUGGAAAAUGCGCUGGUUUCUGAAUUACUUCCUUGACCGAUUCCAGGCACUGUAUGAGGUAGAUGGCAACGUGUCUGUAGAUGAGAGCAUGAUCAAAUUCAAAGGGCGCCUCUCCUUCAGGCAGUACCUCCCCAUGAAGCCGACAAAGUGGGGUGUCAAGGUAUGGGUAAUGGCAGAGAGCUCCACAGGAUAUGUGACCAACCUCCAGGUGUAUGCUGGUCGUGAAGGCUCUAUAGAGAAGGGUCUCGCACACCGUGUGGUGAUGGAAUUAGCCAGACCAUAUUAUGGGUCUUACCUGUCCAUCUAUAUGGACAAUUUUUACACGGGGGUAACUCUGUUAGAGGAGAUGAAGACCCAUGGGUUGAACGCUUGCGGCACUGUUCGUGCCAACCGGACUGGACUCCCAAAGAAUGAGAGGCUUAGAAAAAACACCUCAAUGGAAAAGCACGAGUUCAGGGUAGCUCAGAAGGACGACCUCACGUUCUGUAUUUGGCAAGACACAAAAACCGUCAUGGUGCUCUCCAACCAUCACGAUCCAACUCAGACAGGGACAGUGAAUCGAAAAAAAGACGGAGCCAACCACGUCCCGUUGGAAGUGCCAGCUUCCCUCGCAGACUACCAGAAGCACAUGAAAGGCGUCGAUCUGCUUGAUCAAAUGAUUGGCUAUUAUGGAUUCCAGCAUCGAUCAAAGAAGUGGUGGAGGAGGGUGUUUUUCUUUUUCUUGGCUAUGUCCUGCCACAAUGCCUACAUUGCUGCAAGGUCUGUUGGAGGAACAGCCUUCAGACACAAGUACAGAGGCUACAAACCCUGGCUGGAGGACCUGGCUGAGCAGCUCAUCACACCGCACAGGACCAGGGCUGUUAAUGUGACUCCUCCAUCUUCUCUUCCUGCCUCACCAUCUCCUACUCUUCCUCCCUCUCCAGCUCCAUCUGCAGGUAGCAGAGUAGACACACCUCCUCCACAACAUGACUGUGGAAAAGUCUAUGACAAGCGCAAACAGUGUAGGGAGUGUUUGCUUGUCUCGGACACUGAAAAAGUAGGUGGGCCAACUGUGUAUGGUUGUAAACAGUGCAGCCUGCCACUGCACAUUGAGUGCUUCGGCAAGCACUAUCGUCGUUACAUGUGAAUCCGACUGUUUAAGUCAUCAGUAUGUUCUGUUCUUGUUCUUAACAGUUCAUCAAGUCACUGACACAAGUUGAUAUUUAUUAUUUUCUUACUAUUUUUGAUUGAACAUAUUAUUGUUCACUUUACUUUUACAUUGUUUAUUUUUGUGAAGGAGUAUCUAAAUAAACUCAAUUUCCCAGGAAAGCCACAGGUGUAAGCUUUCAAAUACUUUUUGAAUUUUGUUUCUAUCUGCUACAGAAGCUGAGAUAUGAUAAUUUACUAGGCGUUGACACGGUCGCUGAAUUUACAGAAAAACUUAAGGUUUUAGGGGUAUUUUUUAAAAUCGGCCAUAGGUGUUUAAGGUGUUUUUUCCAGGCGUUUUAGGCCUAAAUGGGUUAAAGAUCUUUUCCUAAAUAAUACCAGAUGAAACACUUUUCCACUCAAGUUCUGGAUAGAGAAGAAUGACUGAUAAAAAAGAUUGUUUUCUAUCUUAAAUGCUAAAUUUUUAUAUUUGUUUUACAAUUUUGAUAUA